This is a messenger RNA of Dreissena polymorpha, 1905 nucleotides long. Its product is annotated as lysoplasmalogenase-like protein TMEM86A. Lineage: Eukaryota; Metazoa; Mollusca; Bivalvia; Myida; Dreissenidae. The coding region runs from base 181 to 906 and encodes 241 amino acids. The transcript has 2 exons. Gene Ontology annotation, cellular component: membrane. The record is from RefSeq and is a predicted model, not a curated record.
GCUAUCAGUGUUGGCUAGCCUUCGACACAGUCAUCAUGCUUUGUUCAAAUAUUACAGAUAGCUGAUUGUACAUGUGAUUGAUAACUUGUUAAUCACAUACGUUCGCCAGCGGUUUGGGUGAUAUUUAUGUUGUUACCGUUCUGUUUGUGCAUUGUGUCGGAGAUACGGGAUAUUUGAAGGAUGAUCCCUGAAGAUCUGAAGGUAUCGCUGACGCGGGACCAGACCAUACGCCUGGUUCCCUUUUUUGCAACGUGGCUGAUGUACUAUCUUCUGUACAUGCCUAUUACCGGCUACCCACCUGAAACGCUCGGUUCCGUGUUUUUUAAGCUUCUCCCGAUGGCCGGACUUGUGUUUUACAUCAUUUCUGCUUCACUGGACUUCAAAGGAUUCCCGACGGCGAAAACCUGGAUACCAAAAGAUCACAGACAACGCAACUUCCUGUUUGGCAUGAUGGCGUCUGCAGUCGGCGACGCAUGUUUAGUAUGGCGUAAUACACUGUUUAUACCCGGCCUCCUAGCGUUUGCUGUGGGACACGUAUUUUAUUUCGUUGGGUUAGAACAAUGCGGAAAAAACAGCCGAACGAGAGAAUUGUUCAUUCUUCUAGGAAUAGACGUGUUUUUAUUUUUCCAACCGGCAUUCAAUUCCUACGUCAUGACCGCCCUCGUCGCGUUGUACGUUUCGCUGAUAUUUUCAAUGGCGUGGCGCGCGACUGCCUGGUACGAAUCGGACGGGUCCAAAUCGUCCAUGGCGGGGUGUGCAGGUGCGUUGCUCUUCGUUCUAUCAGACGGCCUUAUCGCAAUCGAUAAAUGGUACGUUCCACUUCCGUUCGUUGGUUCCAUGGUGAUGUCGACCUACUUUGGUGCCCAGCUCUGUUUAGCUGUCAGUACAACAAGAGACCUGAAGUGAUAUGUAUUAUUAUGUGUUAGUGCAGACUAUUUAUUCGCAAAUGUUUUGAAUUCGAUCACGAUUAAUUAAUUGUUAAUGUUUUAAAAGUAUGAAUAUUCGUUUACAGAAUAAGUUCACACUUUCAAGUGAAGUAUCCAAAAUACAAUCUAUGCAGUAAUAUACUCAGAACUUUUAUUUCGGUCCAUAUUUAUACAGACAUGUAAAUAAAAGUUUAAAACUUUUCAUAAAAUUGCAUUAAUCAAUAAAAAAAAACCCACAAACAAUGACAAAACACAAACCACACAUGGCAAAGAUAGAGCCAAUACUCAAUAUAUUACUAGUAUAUAAAUAUACUAGUAUACUUUAAGGUAGAUUUAGAUUUUACUUUUCAAUUUAAAUUCAUACCUCUCAAUGAAGUGCCGGCCAGCUUUUACACUCAAAAUUUAACAGUACUUAUUGCGCAUUCAGGUAUUUAUAUCAGUCACUGACAACUGUACAUAGUAAUUAAAUCAGAGAUAGUGAAGAAUGGCCGUAGAAAGAAUUUCAUGACAAAUACCCGCACACGUUGUGUGGCCGAUCUGAGACUCGAACCAGCAAUGCUAGGUUUUGCAGUUCUUGGCGAGCCCUGUUUAUCAUAAGAUAAAGCGAUUAUUUCCAGACUUCUGUAUGUAUUUGCACCAUGGCCAAGUGCAUAAAUCACAUUUGCAUAGAAAUAAAGCGUUACAUGCAUGCUCUUACAUCAGAAUCCUGGCGAUGAAAAGUGUAACAUGUCAGUUAACACACGAUCGUGUAUGGUGGCGUGUAAAUGUAAUAAGACAGAUAAAUAAUAAUACCCCAAUCAGCAAUACACCGAUUGUGUUGUAUAAAUGCUAAAUUUACAAUUGAUCUACUGUCAGUAAGAGUUGAAUCCGAAUGUUACAAAAUUAAAUUAUCUUAUAGCCACAUUGUAAAAGUAUGCUUGUCUUGACCUACAGGCUACAACAGUAUUAAAGUGCACAUACUGAAAGCUUAAACGUUCAA